CACAUAUCGCUGAACAAAUAACAAGUGAGCUAACAAACCAUUAUUGGUUGAUGAGCCAAACCAUAGACAUCAAGAAAUUAGUGGAUCACAUACGAAUCCGGUUUGCCGAAUCAUCCCUAUACAAGUGCCCACGCAGGGAAAAAUAGAUGGGAAAACCCCAUGAUGAAUAACCGAGAGUCAAGGCAAACCGGGACUCAGUUGUGGAUAUUCCGGUCAGUUUAGCGUGUGGGUACGAAGGACCGAACAAAUAUGGAGGAGAAAGUGAAGAGGGGGGAAAAACAACUUUCAUUACAAUGCAUUACGAAAUGUCUGUGACAAAAAGCUAAUUUUCUACUGGUCUCAUGCAAGUGAAAAUGAGUUUCUUUUCCCUUUGGAAAGCAAGAAAUAAUAACAACGUGAUGUCACGGGUUCCGCUGGAUUAAAACAACUAAGAUGUGCGUAAAGUCAUUACUAACACCAGUGAAAUAACGAAUCAUGCAUUAUCCGGUUAAACCACGAAGUUUCUUGUUUCUUUUUUCUUCUCCAUGCGGGUAAAAUCGGAAAAGACGGAAGUGAAAAGGCAAAUUCUACCCACACGACCCCUAUCGGGAAAAAGACUAGAAUAAUGGGGCUUUUUCUAUCCAGCGAACGCCCUACAAGUAGGUCAUCGUGGCGCGCCAUAGACCCGUUUCAACUCGUGUUGACACGGAUCUUCUUCGGCUGCUACCUGCCUAAGGUAUAGGGAAGAGUGGGUGUUUGGUUAGUAGUGGAUGCGAUGAUGGCGACCAACAAGUGGAUGUUGUUUCUGGCUAUGCUCGUGUGCUCAGUUCUUGGCUGGUAUUAUCAUUCGGUUAAUGGGAACUGCAUUUUCGGACUCUCAAAUCACCAUCGUUUGGACCAACCAGAAAAAGUCAAAGAAAUUUUGUUCUUUUUCCGUGUGCCCAAAACUGGUAGUGAAAUGACAGUUUUGCUGUUACAGUGGCUCCAAGGCAUCAAUGGCUUUCGUCACGUACGUUUGCAAAAUACCGUUCAUCGGCGCCUCGAUACGUUCGAGCAGCGGAACUUGCGUGAAGAAGUCUUGGGAGUUUUGAGUGUCAGCGAGGGACUACCUGUGGCUUUCGAUCGCCACGUAUAUUUCACCGACUUGGAGCGCUUAUACUCUGGAAUUCAGAGGACAUCUGAGGCUAUCAAGGUGAACUAUUUCAGCAGUCUACGUGACCCCAUAGAUCGAAUUGUGUCCCAAUUCUACUACACUCGAGCCACCCCAAGACCAGACAUUAAGCUUCCUCCCCACAUAUCGACUCCACCACCGACUUCUUACCGGUUUCAAACAAUGGAAGAAUGUUUAGAAGCAGCUGAACCCGAAUGCUCGUUCGUGACAGGUCAGCAUUACGAUUUGCAAAUUCCCUACUUCUGUGGACACGAUGAACACUGCACGCAACUAAACAAUGCCAGAGCGCUGGAACAGGCCAAGAGUAACGUGGAGCUUCACUUCCGUGUCGUUGGUGUUCUGGAGCAACUCAACUGCACUCUACGGGUGGCUGAAAAAAGAAUCGGGACUUUUUUCAGCGGUGUUCAACAGUUGUAUUUUAACGAACUUCUGGAACCAAAGAAAAAUAAAAAUUACGGGCGUCCAAGGCAGCUGCGCGAGGACUUACAAAUGGUUCUGCGAAAUAACUUGACGAUGGAAUACAUGUUCUACACAUUUGUGAAACAGAGGCUACUUGAGCAAUGUGGCGAAAGCCAGAACGAAAAUCAAUGAGAAAAAAAAGGAAU
This is a messenger RNA of Daphnia pulex (common water flea), 1755 nucleotides long. Its product is annotated as heparan sulfate 2-O-sulfotransferase pipe-like. NCBI's taxonomy places the organism in Eukaryota, Metazoa, Arthropoda, Branchiopoda, Diplostraca, Daphniidae. Bases 755 to 1741 code for a protein of 328 amino acids. The transcript is spliced from 5 exons. Gene Ontology annotation, molecular function: sulfotransferase activity. Gene Ontology annotation, cellular component: membrane. The record is from RefSeq and is a predicted model, not a curated record.